AGCGAGCGACACAGAAAGAAUCGAGAUACACAUAUACAUACAUACAUACAUAACAACCACACACAUACAUACUCGUUCAUAAUCACACACGAAAAAACCCAAGCAAGCAUUGUCCCAAAUAGGAGGGCUGGAGCCUGGACAGAAACGAUCUCAGUUCGCUUCCAGAUCUGUGCUUCCACUCUUGCAUGUUGCAUCCAGAUUUAUUCAUAAGAGGGACAGAGAAGUCUCGGUUUUUACCUCUGGAAGUGUAUAAGAGAAACAACAAUUUUUCUUGAUGAUUCAUCUUUCUUUGCUUGUACUCUAUUCAGGACACUUUUAGAGUUAUAUUCCUGUUUUCUCGAUGUUCAGUUUUGUCUAAUAUUAGGGAACUUUUUUGUCUGUUCUUGGCAAGGCCAACUAUGCAGUAUUAAGUGUUCAUCCAUAUGCAUUUAUGAUGGAAGGCUGCCCCUAGUACGGACAUUUGUGUACAUGGUCGGCAUUUGGACAGUGGCGUGAACACUAUGGAUCCAGUCAAUGGAGGCAACAGUCUUAACAAUCCCAGUCUUGCCUCCAAACAAAGGUUACGUUGGACGCAUGAGCUUCAUGAACGAUUUGUUGAUGCUGUGGCACAACUUGGAGGACCUGAUCGUGCCACUCCAAAAGGGGUUCUUAGAGUAAUGGGUGUACAGGGUUUGACAAUUUAUCAUGUCAAAAGCCAUUUACAGAAAUACCGGCUUGCAAAAUACUUACCUGAGUCGUCAUCUGAUGGGAAAAAAGCUGACAAGAAGGAGCCGGGGGAUACUCUUUCUAAUAUGGAGGGUUCAUCCAGUGGGAUGCAAAUUACUGAAGCAUUGAAGCUGCAGAUGGAGGUCCAGAAGCGCUUGCAUGAACAAUUAGAGGUACAGAGACAGCUUCAGUUACGUAUAGAGGCCCAAGGCAAGUACUUGAAAAAGAUUAUUGAAGAGCAACAAAGACUAAGUGGAGUUCUUUCAGAUGGGCCUGGUGUGGGUGAUAAUGGCCCAGAAUCUGACAAGACAGAACCAGCGACCCCUGCUCCAACAUCUGAGACACCCCUCGAACUCCUAGACAAGACUGUCAAGGAACAUACCCCAGCUAAGAGUCUUUCUGUUGAUGAAUCCCUAUCAUCUCACCAAGAACCAUCAACCCCAGAUUCUGGCUGCCAUGAUGGUUCCCCAGCCGAGAGCCCUGAAGGUGAGAGAUUAGUGAAGAAGCAAAGGGUUAGCAUGGGUGGAGCGUUUGCUAAUCCAGAUUUAGUGCUUACACACCAAAUAUUGGAGUCAAGUUUAAAUUCUUCUUAUCAGCAACCACAAUCUGCUUUCCUGGCUGGAGAGCAGUUUGAAUCAUCAAGAAAUACUGUUGGGAAUAGUGAUCAACUGGAAAAUGUCACAGCCGGCAAUCUGUAAUCCACUGUCCUGAGUAGCGCUGCCUUGUAUGAGUGUGUUAAUUAUGUAGAGAUGUCAAUGAUCAGAUCAAAUGAUGCUGUUAAUCAUAGAUGUUUUGGGUUAACUAGGUUCAACCAAUGCACAUUCAUAAAAUGUAACCAAGGUUAUUACAUGGGAGAGUUGUUACUGUGAACAAGGGUAAGAACUAGUUCAGUUAUCUACUAACAUUAUAUAACGUUAGAUCUUAUGCUUAAUUGUUGUCCAAAAUUCUUGAUAUUCUUCGGUGGAUGAUGUUUGACUUUGAAA
Cannabis sativa is the source of this 1688-nucleotide messenger RNA. RefSeq names its product myb family transcription factor PHL7. Gene Ontology annotation, molecular function: DNA-binding transcription factor activity; DNA binding. The coding region runs from base 501 to 1403 and encodes 300 amino acids. The transcript has 8 exons. Lineage: Eukaryota; Viridiplantae; Streptophyta; Magnoliopsida; Rosales; Cannabaceae. The record is from RefSeq and is a predicted model, not a curated record.